This is a messenger RNA of Cebus imitator (Panamanian white-faced capuchin), 2439 nucleotides long. It is a transcript of the gene ZC3H12D, whose product is annotated as zinc finger CCCH-type containing 12D. The record is from RefSeq and is a predicted model, not a curated record. The transcript is spliced from 6 exons. Gene Ontology annotation, cellular component: nucleus; cytoplasmic ribonucleoprotein granule. Gene Ontology annotation, biological process: nuclear-transcribed mRNA catabolic process, RNase MRP-dependent; 3'-UTR-mediated mRNA destabilization. Gene Ontology annotation, molecular function: mRNA binding; metal ion binding; RNA endonuclease activity. The coding region runs from base 170 to 1948 and encodes 592 amino acids. NCBI's taxonomy places the organism in Eukaryota, Metazoa, Chordata, Mammalia, Primates, Cebidae.
AAAAAAACCCAAAGCAUAACUACCUUUGCAGCUGAAUGUGACUGCGGCGUACAGGAAGUGGAGCGUUGGCAUGAAGUGGCUCCUAGUGGCUGUGUGGCGUAUGCCGGCUGCCCUCCUCUGACUCCAGUGGCACCUGGGGACCUGGCCUCACUGGCAGGAGAACAUUGGUAUGAAGGCUGCUGGCGACUAUGAAGACCGGAGGGACACACCCUGCUGCUCAUGCCUGCAGGGCUCUGAGAGGAGGAAGCCUGGGGCAGGACCCACACCAGUGGCCGCUGGGCACAGCAUGGAGCAUCCCAGCAAGAUGGAGUUCUUCCAGAAGCUGGGCUAUGACCGGGAGGAUGUGCUCCGGGUGCUGGGCAAGCUGGGCGAGGGCGCCCUGGUCAACGAUGUGCUGCAGGAGCUUAUCCGCACAGGCAGCCGCCCAGGGGCCCUGGAGCACCCGGCUGCACCCAGGCUAGUGCCUCGAGGCUCCUGUGGGGUCCCGGAUUCCUCCCAGCGGGUCCCGGGAACAGCCCUGGAAGAGGACAUCGGAGGCCUGGCCAGUUCCCUGCGACCCAUAGUGAUUGAUGGCAGCAACGUGGCAAUGAGCCAUGGAAAUAAAGAAACCUUCUCUUGCCGGGGAAUCAAGCUGGCUGUGGACUGGUUCAGGGACAGAGGACACACCUACAUCAAAGUUUUUGUUCCUUCCUGGAGGAAGGACCCACCAAGAGCUGACACCCCUAUCAGAGAGCAGCACGUGCUGGCAGAGCUGGAGCGGCAGGCGGUGCUGGUGUACACGCCUUCCCGCAAGGUGCACGGGAAGCGCCUGGUUUGCUACGACGACCGCUACAUCGUGAAGGUGGCCUACGAGCAGGACGGCGUCAUCGUCUCCAACGACAACUACCGGGACCUGCAGAGCGAGAACCCUGAGUGGAAGUGGUUCAUCGAGCAGAGGCUGCUCAUGUUCUCCUUCGUCAACGACCGGUUCAUGCCUCCUGAUGACCCCCUGGGUCGCCAUGGACCCACCCUGAGCAACUUCCUAAGCCGGAAGCCGAAGCCCCCAGAGCCAUCCUGGCAGCAUUGUCCCUAUGGCAAGAAAUGCACCUACGGCAUCAAGUGCAAGUUCUACCACCCGGAGAGGCCGCACCACGCGCAGCUGGCGGUGGCCGACGAGCUCCGCGCCAAGACUGGCGCCCGGACUGGCGCUGGCGCCGGUGCAGAGGAGCGGCGGCCUCCGAGCGCCGCGGGAGGCCCUGCAGGAGCCCGGGCGGUCCCCCGGGAGCCGAUUGCUCACAGCCUCCUGCCAGCGCGGGGGUCCCUGGACCUGGCUGCCCUGCGGGGGAGUUUCUCUCUCCUGGCCUUCAGCGACGACCUGGGGCCCCUGGGGCCGCCUCCCCUGGGCCCUGCCUGCGGCCUCGCGCCCGGACUGGGCGGGCCCGACUGGGUGUCCGCGGGUGGCCGGGUGCCCCGGGUUUCGCCAUCUUCGCGGGCGGGCGGCGCUGCCACCUCCGAGCUGCCCAGCCUUGGGGCGCCGGGGCCAGGCCCACCCGGCCUCCCUAGCCCUCACAACCCGUUCUCCCUGGGUGACCUCCCGCCCCCACCCGGCCUGCAGCUCCAGCCGCGGGGCGAACACCGCCCCAGGGAUCUGCACGGGGAUCUGCUGCCCCUGCACAGGCAGCCUGACGACCCAUGGGCCCGUCCGCCCAGCUCCGACCGCUUCCCGGGGUGCUCCGCUUGGGCGGAGCCGGCCUGGGGCGAUGGCGUCACUGGGGGACUCUCAGGGUACUCUGUCGAGGACGGCGAGGGAGACGCGCGCGCCCAGGCUCGCCUCGCGCUCUACAGCGUCUUUCCGCGCGACCACGUGGACGGCGUGAUGGCCGCAUUCCCCACGCUCUCUGACUUCUCCAGGCUCAUCCUCCUAGUCCAGAGAUCCCAAAGCGCGCGGGCGACCCUGGGCAAGCCCUAAGGGACCACCACGCUCUUGCAGAGAAUGGCCCAGCCUCACCUUGCGUCUUGGACGGGUGGACCAGUGGUUGCCAGCCUUGACCUGAGUGGGCCCACCUUGGCACCCCCAUUUCUUUAAAGAUGGUCAGGGACGCCUGCUUCCACCUCCUUAUCGGGGUUGGGCGGGGGCCUGGUGGCACUUGGUGACCCUCACCGAGGCUGGGACCUGCUGCGGGGAGGACCCCCACUUCCGUGGAGGGAGUGAUUUUCCACGUGCACGGAGACUGCAGCUCCAAGCUGCAGUGGAAUCCACAAGUGGGUCACAAAAUCAAUUUAGUGGGUCACCCCCACAAACACAGCGGACUGGAACAGCUCAGAGCACACCCUGUGCAAUCAGGCUGAGUCUGAACUCUUGUUACCUAGCCUGUGCUCCUACCCCCUUGGCAGCCAUGUAACUAACCUUAGUGUGGGUCGUGGUCAGAAGUUUGACAAAGACUGGUGAUUGGUCUUGAA